AAAAGCUCACAGAUUGCCAUUUUCCGCUCACAUAUUGUCCUUAAAAAUGCCGUCAAACUUGAACCUAGCUUGCAAAACAGUAGCCUCUGUCUCUUUUUCUCCCUCUCUUUGAGUGCUUAUCUUAACGGCUACAUGAAAUCUCAAUCAUGGAUGAUCAUAAAAGCUGUAAUUUGCAUAAUAUUAAUGCAAAGUUGCAGAGGAUUAUCAUCUAAAGGAGAUGAUAAAAUAGUGAGAUUGCCAGGGCAACCAAAAGUCAGUUUCCAGCAAUAUGCAGGCUAUAUUACCAUUGAUGAAAAACAGAAGAGAGCUCUCUUCUAUUACUUUGUUGAAGCAGAAACUGAGCCUGCUUCAAAGCCUCUCCUUCUCUGGUUAAACGGAGGGCCUGGUUGCUCUUCUGUUGGUGCUGGAGGAUUCUCUGAGCAUGGACCGUUCAGGACUACUGAUGGAAAAACUCUUAUCAGACAUCAAUAUAGUUGGAAUAAAGAAGCAAACAUACUCUACCUGGAUUCACCUGCAGGAGUUGGCUUUUCUUAUUCUGUUGAUACGUCAUUCUAUAAUACUGUGAAUGACACCAUCACAGCACAAGACAGCCUCAAAUUCCUGCAAAAUUGGCUUGUGAAAUUUCCCGAGUAUAAAAGCAGAGAUUUGUUUAUCGCUGGGGAAAGCUAUGGAGGUCAUUACGUACCACAACUUGCUGAGCUAAUUGUCUUGUCAGGAUUACAUUUCAAUUUGAAAAGAAUAGCUUUGGGAAAUCCUCUGCUGGAUUUCAAUACAGACGCAAACUCACGGGGUGACUUCUUCUGGUCUCAUGGGUUGAUAUCAGAUUCUACUUAUAAACUUAUCACUGAAACUUGCAGCACUUCACAGCUCCUUAGAGAGAAACUGAUCACAGGCUCACUUUCAGUUGCUUGUAAAGCUGUGACUGAUCAACUUUCCAAAGAAAUUCCUGAUGAGAUUAAUAUCCAAGAUGUCAUAGCUGAUGUAUGUGUAUCAGAUGGGCAAUCAGAACUGAAAGUCUAUAAUCAUCCCUUGAGUAAAAGAUUUCAGCCUAAAUCUGCAGAAAAUAUAGAUGUUUGUGUAGAAGAAAAGACUUCUGCGUAUAUGAACAGGAAAGAUGUGCGAGAAGCUCUUCAUGCACAGCUUGUAGGAGUUAGCAAUUGGAGUAUCUGCAGCGAGGUAUUGAACUAUGACAAGAGAAACUUCGAAAUACCUAUGAUUGAUGUCGUGGCCUCAUUGAUAAGAUCAGGCAUCCAAGUUCUAGUGUACAGUGGAGAUCUAGAUGCAGUUGUUCCAUUUAGGGGAUCAAGGACUUUGGUAAGUGGCUUGGCAACGAAGUUGGGACUGAAUGCAACUGUGAGUCAUCGACCUUGGCUUCAUGAUAAACAGGUUGGUGGAUGGACACAAGUAUAUGGAGAUAAUCUUACGUUUACAACUAUUAGAGGAGGAUCUCAUUUGGUUCCUUUCUCAUCACCCAAGAGAUCACUAGCAAUGUUUAAAGCAUUUGUUGCUGGAAAACCACUUGCCUAGUUAAGAACAUAGAAAAAAGUUUCGAAAAUUUUCAAUUCUGUCAUCCAUGUUUGUCAAAUAAUUUAGGUGCACGCAGUGUAUAUGCUCCCUUGCUCCCAAAAGCUGGAUCUGACGCUCCUCAAUUCAAGAAAAAUCAAUUAUUUUUGUGACUGAUGAUGCAUACAUAUGUGGUACACUUAAUCAAUUAAGGAAGUAAGGUGUAUUGUUGAAUUUGCCUCCAUGUUUGAACAAUAAUACCUUUUUCAUUAAUAAGCAAAUAAUGUGUUUGAAUUUCUUGUGCAA
Messenger RNA from Manihot esculenta (cassava), 1809 nucleotides. Its product is annotated as serine carboxypeptidase-like 45. The coding region runs from base 133 to 1527 and encodes 464 amino acids. The record is from RefSeq and is a predicted model, not a curated record. The transcript is spliced from 10 exons. Gene Ontology annotation, cellular component: vacuole. Gene Ontology annotation, molecular function: serine-type carboxypeptidase activity. Lineage: Eukaryota; Viridiplantae; Streptophyta; Magnoliopsida; Malpighiales; Euphorbiaceae. Gene Ontology annotation, biological process: proteolysis.